AUGAGGAAAGCCGGCAAACCUAUAGUCGAUGUCCAAAAUGAUUCGGACACUUCAAAGUUUUCCAAAUUCAAUUGCAUUAAUUUCAUAACAGUCAUAAAAUUCGUAGAUACAGCUUCUGAAAAGCAGAGGAGGUUGGAUAAAAAAUUGUUUGAAGCAUUUUUAAAUGUGGUGUCGAUUUACAUUGAUUUUAAGAAUAAAGAGAAAUAUGAAAAAUUAAAGAAACUGCGGCAAGCUCAACAGGAGUUGCCAGUGGCUAAAUACAGACAUGAAAUUGUGUCAGCAGUACAAAAUGAAAAGGUUGUGGUUAUCGCGGGUGAUACUGGAUGUGGUAAAUCAACACAAGUACCCCAGUAUUUACAUGAGGCGGGAUUCCAGAAUAUUGCAUGUACUCAACCAAGGAGGAUAGCUUGCGUGUCUCUGUCAAAAAGAGUUGCAUAUGAGAUGCUCACACAGUUUGAAUCAAAAGUUGGGUAUCAGAUAAGAUUUGAAAAAAGUAAGACAUCGGAUACAAAAAUAUGUUUCAUCACUGAAGGACUGUUACUAAGACAGCUGUCAUCAGAAAAUUUACCUUCUUAUGAUGUGAUUAUUCUCGACGAGAUUCAUGAACGUCACCUAAUGGGCGACUUUCUGUUGGUGCCAGGCCGUUUAUAUUCUAUUGAGCUGAAUUAUAAGCCAAUAUUGGUAGACGAUAAACCCACUAGGGAUGACAGACUUGACCCUCAGCCUUACAUACAGAUCAUGCAACUAAUCAACAGUAAAUACCCAAGUGACGAGAGAGGUGAUCUAUUGAUCUUCAUGUCCGGAGUACAGGAGAUAACGACGAUAUGCGACGCGGCGCAGCAGUAUGCGGAGAAAUCUAAGAAUUGGAUAGUGCUGCCGUUGCACAGUGCGCUGUCUUUAGCUGAACAAGACAAGGUAUUCGACUAUCCACCAGAGGGCGUUAGAAAAUGCAUAGUAUCGACGAAUAUAGCAGAGACAUCU
This is a messenger RNA of Manduca sexta (tobacco hornworm), 981 nucleotides long. Its product is annotated as probable ATP-dependent RNA helicase DHX34. The annotation marks the transcript as partial. The transcript has 7 exons. Gene Ontology annotation, cellular component: intracellular anatomical structure. Gene Ontology annotation, biological process: nuclear-transcribed mRNA catabolic process, nonsense-mediated decay. The record is from RefSeq and is a predicted model, not a curated record. NCBI's taxonomy places the organism in Eukaryota, Metazoa, Arthropoda, Insecta, Lepidoptera, Sphingidae. Gene Ontology annotation, molecular function: RNA binding.